GUAUUAGCUCAGUCCCCGCUACGCGGCCGCUGUUCGCCAUUGUACCGUGAUUGCUGUUAAGUCUCGUGUUUGUGAGUGGGAAUUGAUCCGGUGUUACCGAGUUCUGGAAUUCCUCUACGCAUCGGGAAACUCUAAUCCCUCAGGAGGUCGUCGCGAGCGCGAGCAUAGCUGGUAGCUCCGAAGGGUUCACUGCCGAUCCAUCCCGGAGGCUGCACCGGCGAACACCAUUAUCGGAAUAAUGAAGAGAGAAGCUGAUGCAGGCGCUAUGACAGGCUCCGGAGGACCGACAAGUCCUCACAAGCGUUACAGACAGGGUGACGAUGAACUUCGUCUACUGAUCCCGAGCAAGGUGGCCGGUUCGAUAAUCGGCAAGGGUGGCCAGAAUAUCACCAAACUUAGAAGUCAGUACAAAGCCUCAAUCAUUGUACCCGAUUGCCCCGGACCCGAACGGGUGCUUACCAUCAGCUCGGAUCUGACCACCGUUCUUCAGGUGUUGAACGAGGUCGUACCUAAUCUCGAGGAGAAUGGGUCCCGACAUGGCAGCGAUGAGAUCGAUGUGCGCAUGCUGGUGCAUCAGAGCCAGGCCGGAUGCAUCAUCGGCAAAGGGGGGCUAAAGAUCAAGGAGCUCCGAGAGAAAACUGGCGCGAGGAUCAAAAUAUACUCGCAUUGUUGUCCUCACAGCACCGACCGUUUGAUCAGUAUCUGCGGGAAACCGAACACGUGCAUAGAGUGCAUCCGUGAGCUGAUCGCAACUAUUAAAACUUCUCCACUGAAGGGUGUGAACAACCCCUAUGACCCUCACAACUUCGACGACUAUUAUGCGGACGAUUACGGUGGUUAUGGCAGCGGAGAGGGCGGCCAGGGUAAAGGGGGUGGUUUCGGCGGUCCGGGUGGUCGCGGUGGCGGCGGUGGCCGCGGAGGUGGCGGCGGCGGCGGUAUGAUACCGAGACACGACAGCCGCAGCACUGCACCGGACUGGAAUCGCGAUUUUGCGCCACCACCUAGGGGUGGACCCCGUGGCGGAGGCGGCGGUGGCGGCGGUGGAGGUGGAAUGUCUGGUGGGCCGCCCGAUCGCGGCUUCGGGGGCAAUCGUGGCAGCGGAGGCGGCGGCGGAGGAGGCUACGAGGGUGGCCGAGGUGGAUACGGCGGCAACAGAAGCGGCCCGCCACCUUACGGGGGUGGAAACUAUAAUGGCGAUGGCUGGGGCAUGCAAGGAGGAGCACCAAAUGGUUUGGGCGGUGGAGGAAAUUCUGGUAUGAGUGGCCCACCAAUGGGUGGCAAUAACCAGGGCAACCAAGGCAACAUGGGUGGCAGCAAGACUAGCACCCAGGUCACCAUACCCAAAGACCUCGCCGGUGCCAUUAUCGGCAAGGGCGGUGCCAGAAUCCGGAAAAUCAGAUCGGACAGUGGUGCUGGUAUUACUAUAGACGAGCCGUUGUCUGGUAGCAACGAUCGUAUCAUCACCAUUACCGGAUUACCCAGUCAGAUACAAAUGGCCCAGUACCUGCUCCAGCAGAGGUUAUUAUCUGUUCCGUUACAUUCUCGUUCCUCUAUCUAG
Messenger RNA from Nomia melanderi (Alkali bee), 1558 nucleotides. Lineage: Eukaryota; Metazoa; Arthropoda; Insecta; Hymenoptera; Halictidae. The record is from RefSeq and is a predicted model, not a curated record.